This is a messenger RNA of Trichoderma reesei QM6a, 477 nucleotides long. RefSeq lists its product as uncharacterized. NCBI's taxonomy places the organism in Eukaryota, Fungi, Ascomycota, Sordariomycetes, Hypocreales, Hypocreaceae. Gene Ontology annotation, cellular component: NuA4 histone acetyltransferase complex. The record is from RefSeq and is a predicted model, not a curated record. The transcript has 3 exons. The coding region runs from base 1 to 477 and encodes 158 amino acids.
AUGGCGGAAUACAAGAAGGCGCAGGCGCGCGUGCGAGACCUGGUCGAUCGGCGCAGGCAGUUGGAGCGCCGUCUUGCUGCAAUGGAGGAGAGCAUCAUGCAGAAGGAAUCAGCGUAUCUCGACAGCACGCCGAACGGCAACAUCAUCACGGGCUUCGACAACUACAUGAAGGGCACGAGUGGAGCGGCUGCGCAGCGACGCAAGACAGGCCCUGCAGAACAGCAUCGCGUCUUUUCACGCUCGUCGAUCUCUUACCGACCGAAUAACGGGGACUCUUCGACUCCCGGAUCAGUAGGGUCAACGCCUGCGCCGACGCCACUGUCGACAACGUUCCGGGAUAGCGGGUCGAGUAAUCCCACGCCGACGUCGGCGGGCGGGAGCAAGGCGAGCAAGUCGAAGAAGAAGGACACGGAAGAGAGCGAGAAUGAUGCGCAGACGAAUAAGAAGCGGACGAAUUUCGGGGCGUCGAGGAAGUAA